Diaporthe batatas is the source of this 1008-nucleotide messenger RNA. RefSeq lists its product as uncharacterized. The coding region runs from base 1 to 1008 and encodes 335 amino acids. Gene Ontology annotation, molecular function: double-stranded DNA binding. The transcript has a single exon. NCBI's taxonomy places the organism in Eukaryota, Fungi, Ascomycota, Sordariomycetes, Diaporthales, Diaporthaceae. Gene Ontology annotation, biological process: DNA damage response; DNA replication. Gene Ontology annotation, cellular component: nucleus. The record is from RefSeq and is a predicted model, not a curated record.
AUGGGCCGCGCCGAAGUAGGCAGCACAAAAUGGGUCUCGAACCAGGCCAAGUCGAAGGGCCUCGGGCGACUGCGGUGGUACUGCCAGGUCUGCGAGCGCCAGAUGCGGGACGAGAACGGCUUCAAGAUGCACGUGCAGUCCGAGUCGCACGUGCGACAGAUGCUGGUGGUGGGCGAGGACCCCAAGAAGGCCAUCAACGAGUUCUCGGCGCAGUUCAACAACGACUUCCUGCAGCAGCUGCGCACGUCGCACGGCACCAAGGCCGUGCUCAUCAACCACUUCUACCAGGAGUACAUCGCCAACAAGCAGCACACCCACAUGAACGCCACCCGCUGGCCCAGCCUGACCGAGUACGCCAAGUACCUGGGCCGCGAGGGCAUCUGCCGGGUCGAGGAGACGGACAAGGGCCUGCAGGUCGCGUGGAUCGACAACAGCCCCGAGGCGCUCAAGCGCGCCGAGGCCAUCAGGAGGAAGGAGAUGCAGGACAAGGGCGACGAGGAGCGCGAGCUGAGGAUGAUACGGGAGCAGCAGAAGCGGGCCGAGAGGGCGGCGGAGGAGCGGAGGAGGGGGAAGGGCCCGGGGGCGGACGAGGAUGACGGGCCCGGGGAGAAGCCGGACCUGCAGAUCAAGGACGGCGAGAAGAUCCAGCUGUCGUUUGGCGUGCCGAAGCAGGACAAGAAGCAGGAGGACAAGAAGACGACGCCGGACAAGGGCACCGAAUCGCCAAAACCGGAGGGGGCGGCCGCCGCGGCAGAGACCGAGCCUGCCAGGUCAGAGCCUACGAAACCGGCCGGGUUCUCGUUCGGCGCCAAACCACCACAAGCAAAGAAUGUGUUUGCGCAAGCAAAGAAGAACGCACUGGCUGGCGGGGCGAAGAAAGCAGUCAAGAUCGAACAGCCAAAGAAGAUGAGCGAGGCCGAGAGAAUAAUGAGGGAAGAGUUAGACAGGAAACGGUCACGAGAGUCUUCUGGAGGCGGAGGUUUCCACAAGAAACCACGUCUUGGUUAG